UAAAUAUGUGAUGGAGGGGAUUGGGGUUUAGACAAGGACCAUCUGCUUGCAUUUUUAUAUAGGUGGGAGAACCAAGAUUGAGAUACAUGUUUGUGACCAGAUAAAGAUAAGCAAUUGCCUGACGUUCAAAAGUUUCCAAUCGACUACAUACAUAAACCCGAUAGAUAUUCUGAGGAGGAAAGCUCAGAGUUAUCUUGUCUGCUUAGUGUCGAAUCUGGGGCAAGAUCAAUAUUAUUAUUAGCAGCCUCUCCAUACUCAUUCACUGAACGGCUCUUCAUUUUUAAUAUCUGAACACCUACAUCAAUUGGCGUGCUUAAGGAGAAGCACAAGCUCAGAGCCCAAAGAACCCAAUUUCUUCCAUCCAUGGCUCUCCUCUGGACCUUACCUGAGGCAUUCUCUUGGAUGUGUGAUGGAGAGCUUGAUUUCAGUACUUGCACCCAGAGCAGCAUAAUUGAUGGUCUCAACCUGCUUUUCCUCUGCUCUUUCUACGUCUUGUGGAUCGCCAUCACCCUUAGGAAGCGCAACGCCAAUGGAAACAGCACUAGGAGGGACUUGGUACUCAUUGUCGUUGUGGUCUGUUGUGCAUUUAGUAGCCUCGCGCACUUUGGUGUCGCCCUCCGGAGUCUUAUACUUCAAGCUGACAUAAAUAGACCUCAGAGCUGGUUGCUUCACUUUGUUAGAGGAUUGAUAUGGAUGUCUUUGACGGGUUCGUUGCUUGCUGCGAAAUCCAAGUGGAUGAGAACCUUGGUCACUCUUUGGUGGGUUGCCUUCUGUUUGCUCGUCACAGCUCAGAACAUCAGGCUCUUGUUGAAAGGGCUCGGAAUCGGAGUUUUAGACAUUGUGACUUGGCCUAUAAACUUUCUCCUUAUGUUCUGUGCCUUCAGGAAAUAUGUUGUGGUUCUGGAACCAAACCCAGAUGAGAAAUUAUACGAACCUCUAUUAGGUGCGAAGCCUGAUGAUUCUCGGUCACAGCUCGGCUGUGCUAGCUGCCUCAGCAAGUUGACAUUUUCUUGGAUUAAUCCAUUGUUACGCUUGGGGUACUCAAAACUGCUAGAGUUCAAGGACAUCCCAUCUCUCAUCUCCGAGGACGAGGCUGAUCUGGCGUAUAAAAAAUUUGCACUUGCGUGGGAUUCAGUUGUAAGCGAUCAAAAGGGUUCGCAGAGCAACUUGGUUAUUAAGACCAUUGCGAAAGUAUAUUUCCAGGAGAACAUUUUCAUAGGCUUAUGUGCGCUUUCCCGAACGAUAUCCGUCGUCAUUUCCCCAUUGUUACUGUACUGGUUUGUGAAUUACUCGAAUGGAGGCGGGGAAAAUUUGUCAGAAGGGUUCACUAUUAUUGGGUGCUUGAUGCUUGCCAAGCUAGUCGAGUCCUUUUCGCAGAGACAUUACUUCUUUGACUCCAGGAGGUCCGGAAUGAGAAUGAGAUCGGCUCUUAUGGUAGCAGUCUACAAGAAGCAGUUAAAACUUUCGAACACCGGAAGAAAACGACACUCAACUGGCGAAAUCGUGAAUUACAUCGCGGUCGAUGCGUAUCGGAUGGGCGAAUUCCCUUGGUGGUUUCAUUCCACUUGGAGCCUCACACUGCAACUCUUCCUGUCCAUCGGUGUACUCUUUGCAGUGAUUGGCAUUGGCGCUCUUCCGGGCUUAGUCCCACUCCUCAUUUGUGGACUCCUGAAUGUGCCUUUCGCCAAGAUCCUCCAAAACUGCCAGUCCCAGUUCAUGACCGCCCAAGAUGAGCGGCUCCGGUCCACUUCAGAGAUCCUGAACAGCAUGAAGAUCAUAAAGUUGCAGUCGUGGGAAGAAAGAUUCAGGAAUUUGAUCGAGUCGCGCCGUGCCACUGAGAUGAAGUGGCUGGCUGAAGCCCAAUUUAAGAGGGUUUACGGGACAGUGCUUUAUUGGAUGUCUCCGACUAUAAUUUCUUCGGUGAUUUUCUUAGGUUGCGCUCUCUUGCAGAGUGCCCCAUUAAACGCUAGUACUAUCUUCACUGUCCUUGCAACGUUGCGGGCUAUGGGCGAGCCUGUUAGGAUGAUCCCUGAGGCCCUUUCUAUAUUGAUCCAAAUGAUGGUGUCUUUCGAUCGCAUCAACACAUUUUUGGUGGACGACGAGCUAAAGAACGACAGAAUAAGGGAAGUCCCAUUGGAGGAUUCAUCUAGCACCACAAGCAUACAGAUUUUAUCAGGAAAUUUUGCUUGGGACGUGGAAUCUGCAAUCUUGACUCUGAAAGACAUAAACUUGGAAGCCAAAUGCGGGCAGAAGAUCGCGGUCUGUGGUCCAGUCGGGGCAGGCAAAUCAUCGCUUCUUUGUGCUAUACUAGGAGAAAUAACCAAAACCACGGGAACUGUUAAAAUAUGUGGAUCAACUGCCUAUGUUUCUCAAACUUCGUGGAUCCAAAGCGGGACGAUUAGGGACAACAUACUCUAUGGAAAACCGAUGGAUGAGGUCCGAUACAAGAAGGCCAUAAAAGCGUGCGCACUGGAUAAAGAUAUCAGUAGCUUCGGUCAUGGAGAUCUCACAGAAAUAGGCCAGAGAGGGCUCAACAUGAGUGGUGGACAGAAGCAGAGGAUUCAACUAGCUCGGGCCGUCUAUAACGACACAGACAUUUAUCUUCUUGAUGAUCCUUUCAGUGCGGUCGAUGCACACACCGCUGCAAUACUUUUCAAUGACUGUGUCAUGGGCGUGCUCGAAAAUAAGAUGGUCAUCCUAGUGACUCACCAAGUGGAAUUUCUCUCAGAUAUGGAUCGAAUUUUGCUCAUGGAGGAGGGACGUGUUACACAGUCGGGGAGCUACCAGGAGCUCUUGACUGCAGGAACAGCAUUUGAACAGCUUGUGAAUGCUCACAAAGAAGUGCUCACCACAUUUGGACCUUCAAACAGUGAAAUCCCCGGUGAAACUGCUAAUUCAAUUACGUUCAAGCAUGAGGAAUCUAAAGAGGCCAAACAAAUCGAGAUAUCCGAGAAGGCCCAACCGGGAGUGCAACUUACAGAAGAAGAAGAAAAGGAGAUUGGUGAUGCUGGGUGGAAGCCGUUCUGGGAUUACAUAAUGGUGUCGAAAGGAUUAACGCUUCUGUUUUUAGGCUUUCUGACGCAGUUAGCAUUUGUGGCGCUUCAGGCUGCAUCCACCUUUUGGCUAGCAGUAGCGAUUCAAUUUCCCGACAUUAGUAGUGGCACUUUAAUCGGUGUCUUCGCGGGGAUUUCAUCGCUUAGUGCUGUGUUCGUGUACCUUCGAUCCUUCUUCGGAGCUCAUCUGGGUCUAAAGGCCUCCAAGGCCUUCUUUUCAGGUUUCACUGAUUCCAUAUUCAAAGCUCCGAUGCUCUUCUUCGACUCUACUCCGGUGGGGAGGAUUCUGACCCGAGCUUCAUCAGAUUUGAGUAUACUAGACUUCGACAUCCCUUUCUCCAUCAUCUUUGUGAUAGCUGCUGGAAUUGAGCUUCUGACUAUAAUUGGGAUUAUGGCCUCGGUCACGUGGCAAGUUCUCAUCGUUGCGACUUUUGCAAUGGUUGCUGCAAAAUAUGUUCAGGCAUAUUACUUGGCAUCAGCGCGCGAAUUAAUAAGAAUCAAUGGAACGACAAAAGCUCCACUCAUGAACUAUGCGGCCGAGACAUCCCUAGGUGUGGUCACCGUUAGAGCUUUUAAUGCAGUAGACAGAUUCUUCUGCAAUUUCCUGAAACUCGUGGACGCCGACGCAAAACUUCUUUUCCACUCCAAUGCACUAAUGGAGUGGCUAGUUCUGAGAAUAGAAGUACUUCAGAACCUGACCCUGCUCACUGCUUCUCUUCUCCUGAUUCUGCUUCCUCAAGGAUAUGUGCCCCCAGGACUUGUUGGGCUAUCUCUUUCUUAUGCUUUUACAUUGACGGGUACGCAUGUUUUCGUGACCCGGUGGUAUUGCUACUUGUCAAACUACAUUAUCUCGGUUGAGCGGAUCAAACAAUUCAUGCACAUACCAUCUGAGCCUGCAGCGGUUGUGGAGAAUCAUAGGCCACCUUCUUCAUGGCCAUCAAAGGGUCGAAUCGAGCUGCAAGAACUAAAGCUAAGGUACCGUCCCAAUGCACCGCUCGUGCUCAAGGGUAUCACUUGCACAUUCAAAGAAGGAAGCAGAGUCGGUGUUGUUGGAAGAACAGGAAGCGGGAAAACAACUCUGAUCAGCGCAUUGUUUCGAUUGGUUGAGCCAGCAAGCGGGAAGAUCUAUGUCGAUGGGCUAGACAUUACUUCCAUUGGAUUGAAGGACUUGAGGAUGAAACUGAGCAUCAUCCCUCAAGAGGCCACUUUGUUCAGAGGCAGUGUUAGGUCUAACAUGGACCCUCUUGGCCUUUACUCUGACCAUGAGAUUUGGAUGGCUUUGGAAAAAUGUCAGCUCAAGGCCACAAUUAGCAGCCUUCCGAAUCAGCUCGAUUCUUCCGUAAGUGAUGAAGGAGAGAAUUGGAGUGCUGGGCAGAGACAGUUAUUUUGCUUGGGAAGAGUUCUAUUAAGGAGGAACAGAGUCUUAGUUCUUGAUGAAGCCACUGCUUCAAUUGAUUCAACAACUGAUGCUGUUCUGCAGAGGAUCAUCAGGCAAGAGUUCUCAGAUUGCACUGUGAUCACCGUGGCUCACAGAGUCCCGACUGUCAUAGACAGUGACAUGGUCAUGGUCCUCUCUUAUGGAAAUCUGGUGGAGUAUGAGGAGCCCUCGGAGUUGAUGGAGACCGAUUCCUACUUCUCCAAGCUGGUUGCUGAAUACUGGUCAAGUUGCAGGAGAAGCUCCUCCCACAGUCUUUAGAAAUUAUCACUGCUGAGGCUCUC
Syzygium oleosum is the source of this 4772-nucleotide messenger RNA. Its product is annotated as ABC transporter C family member 8-like. Gene Ontology annotation, biological process: transmembrane transport. Gene Ontology annotation, cellular component: vacuolar membrane; plant-type vacuole. The transcript is spliced from 12 exons. Gene Ontology annotation, molecular function: ATP hydrolysis activity; ATP binding; ABC-type transporter activity. The record is from RefSeq and is a predicted model, not a curated record. NCBI's taxonomy places the organism in Eukaryota, Viridiplantae, Streptophyta, Magnoliopsida, Myrtales, Myrtaceae. Bases 364 to 4749 code for a protein of 1461 amino acids.